Molecule: messenger RNA, 1876 nt
Organism: Rhodofomes roseus
Lineage: Eukaryota; Fungi; Basidiomycota; Agaricomycetes; Polyporales; Fomitopsidaceae
Exons: 16
Coding region: 1-1695 (564 amino acids)
Source: RefSeq, a predicted model, not a curated record
AUGGGUCCCGUCGACGGAAUCGCCGAACUGACAACACUGAGCGUCACAUCUGUCCUCGAGGCGCCGUUAAGCUGGUUGGCCCGUUAUGGGACAAGUAACAUGCCCAGUCUACGACACCCCGGUAACGUAGGGUUCUGGAAAGAGAGGCCCGGUCCAGGAAUCGCCGCGACCCAGCGAAAAGCAAACACACGAGGUGAAGCCAGCCGCGACCGUUGCAGAGGGUUGGUGGCCGUAGCUCUGGAGAAAUGUGGCCUAUUCGCUUCGCGAGCGCAGGGACCCAGCAACUUGCACCCCACUCGAAGCUGUGUUGGUCGACAUCCAAGAUCCAAGGAGUCAUCUCAGGUCAAGCGGUUGACAUCGAGUGCGAGAGGGAGGAGCCAGGCGGCAGCUGCGUGGCUUCAAGGGGUCGCCAACGGCACAAGUGACAAGCGACCCCUAGCGGUGUACCCGUCACGUGGAGACCGUCGGAGUGGCUCACUCUUUACGAACGGAGAUGAAUCGUGCCGUAAGCACUUCGUCUUCUACUCUCCUUCGACUUCGCAGUCGAUGUUUAUGGGGCCACAACGAAGGCCAAAUGUGGCAUCGUCGGCGAAACCCGUUGAAGCCUGGUGGGAGGCGCCUGCCUCUUGGAGAAGCCAAAACGCGUUAGAACGGCGGGCGAUCGGCGCAUCCGGUUGCCAAGUUAGCCUGAUCCGGAGCGAGCGCCCGGGAUCUUCGAGCCGCGCGACGGCCACGCGCGAGGCAAGAUUUGGAAGAGUCGCGGAUCUGGGGGACUCAUUCGUGUCGCCACCAGACUUCCCGUACCCCCUUGAGAAUCGUUGUACCGCGCAGAGGCCAUUCGCUGGAGCACGCUCAAUUUCCUCGAUUGGCAAACCGCGAUGCAUUGGUGCUGCCUACUUCGAAGAUCUGCAUCCGUUUCAGACGCUCCGCCAUCCAAGGCCAUCCUUACCUCGCUCUUGGAGUGGUUCGAUCUUGGAACUGAUCACGACAAUAGGAGAGUUGCAGGCUAUGUUACAUCGUUCAGCUCACGCCGUCCUCUUCCAACAGACGCAAGCCUCGCUCGUAUCGAAUCUUGGGUUGUGGACCCGCGUCUACACGGAUCCACAUUACGGAAUUUUUACGUGGCUCACGGAUGUUGCACCAGUCUCAGAAGAUCCUGUCGUGCAAGCUCUGUCAGGAGAAGUAUUGCUAGCGGGUAUCGAUUUGCAAGCGUGUCAACGCGUUAGCGAGCUCUCCGUAGUGAGACUCGGAGGGCACGUGACGGACGCAGCGCAGCCGGACAAGACGCAAUCUACCGACGGCCACAAAGCACUACCUGGUUGUCGGGCCAUGAAGCUUGUCGUGUGGCCGAUGUGGCCGAUGCGUCCAUUGACCAGGGAUCUACUUCAAAGCUCGCGCCUUGGAAACGAAUACGACGUCAGGCGUAUGGAGUCGUCUCGGUCCACUCAAUCUAGCCUCCACAAGCCUCGCAAACACGGCCCUCCAGAAAUGGUGUCAGAAAUGCCCGUAAUUCUGGUUCUCUACAUCGCGACUCAUAGCGGACUGGUGGACAUCCCUGCGCCUCGAUCGGUUGCCAACCCCGUGGAGCGACACGUCGAUCAAGUCAUCUACGCUCGAAUAUGGGCUUCGUAUAUUGCAGCUCUGCUCAUGAACAACCUUUUGACCAUGGCCCCAGGAUCUUGGAAGAGACAGUGAAUGGACAAGUGGAGCUGGUCAGGCUUCGCGUUCUUGGACGAGACGGGUGGUUCUGGCCCACUGGAAGCUAAUCGUGACGGCCCGUUGGAUAACUUACGGAUACUACACGACGUCGAUCGAAUUCCCAAUCAAUGUACAUACCGUGUCUAUCUACCGAAUACAUUGAACGUAUUGUGCUCCC